AUGGAGAGACUUGAUAUGUGGCAGAACAAAUUAUCAAGUAAUAUUCCCUCUGAAAUUGGAAAGUCUCAGAAGCUACAAUUUUUGGCACUAAAUGCAAACAAUUUAUCUGGGAACAUUCCAUUUUCUUUUGGAAAUUUAACCAUCUUGACAGACUUGUAUUUAUACAAGAAUAAUCUUCAAGGCAAAAUCCCUCUUAGCAUAGGCAAGUGCCAAAAUUUGAUCAAUUUGUUUCUUUCUAAUAACAAUCUCAGUGGUUUGAUAUCCCCACAGGUCAUUGGUCUUUCAUUCUCACCAAUUAGGCUAGAUUUGUCUGCCAACCAAUUUACUGGUGUCCUUCCCAUGGAAUUAGGGAAUUUCAAAAAUUUAGAAUAUUUGGAUAUUUCAGAAAACAUGUUGUUUGGUAAAAUUCCAGAAAGUUUGGGUAGUUGCGUAAAGUUGGAAUUUCUAGCUAUGAGAAGAAAUCACUUUCAAGGGAUUAUUCCACCAUCUUUGGCAUCAUUAAGAGGCCUUAGAUCUCUAGAUCUUUCUAACAAUAAUUUGUCUGGAGAGAUUCCAAAAAUUUUGGAGAACUUUGUCUUUUUGCAAUUUUUGAAUCUAUCUUACAACCAUUUUGAGGGUGAGGUACCAAUAGACGGAGUUUUCAAGAACAUGAGUGCAACUUCAAUUAGAGGAAAUGAUAAGCUUUGUGGGGGCAUGCCUAAGUUUCAACUUCCUAAAUGCAAAUAUGAAAAAUCCAAAAAGAAAAAGUUGACCCUUACCUUGAAAUUAAUGAUCUCUAUAUUUUCUGGGCUUAUUGGAGUAUCUUUGGUUUUGUCACUUCUACUUCUUUUUUGUUUAAGAAAGAAAAGAAAAGAAAAUAUCUCAAGUGACUUAGGAAAUUUUCUUUCGAAUCUCUCUUACCAAAGUCUCCUAAAGGCAACCAAUGGGUUCUCUUCUACCAAUUUAAUUGGUGUGGUUAGCUUUGGGUACGUGUAUAAAGGGAUUCUUGAUGAAGGUAGACAUAUGGUUGCUAUUAAGGUUUUUAACCUUUUGCAUCGUGGAGCUUCCAAAAGUUUCAAAAUAGAAUGUGAGGCUUUACGAAAUAUUAGACAUCGAAAUCUUGUAAAGGUCCUCACAUCAUGUUCUAGUAUUGACUAUCAAGGCCAUGAUUUUAAGGCUUUGGUAAUGGAGUUCAUGGGAAAUGGAAACCUAGAUGAAUGGCUGCAUCCAACUCCAAUAAUAAAUGAGACUCUUGAGGAACCAAGAAAUUUGAGUCUUCUUCAAUGGUUGAAUAUUGCCAUUGAUGUUGCUAACAAAGUUUUCAGACCCGGACCAUACGGAAGAAGCAUCAACGGCGACGCUAAGAUGUAA
Quercus lobata is the source of this 1350-nucleotide messenger RNA. Its product is annotated as probable LRR receptor-like serine/threonine-protein kinase At3g47570. The coding region runs from base 1 to 1350 and encodes 449 amino acids. The record is from RefSeq and is a predicted model, not a curated record. Gene Ontology annotation, biological process: protein phosphorylation. The transcript is spliced from 2 exons. Gene Ontology annotation, molecular function: ATP binding; protein kinase activity; protein binding. NCBI's taxonomy places the organism in Eukaryota, Viridiplantae, Streptophyta, Magnoliopsida, Fagales, Fagaceae.